Messenger RNA from Chara braunii, 2505 nucleotides. Lineage: Eukaryota; Viridiplantae; Streptophyta; Charophyceae; Charales; Characeae. The record is from the annotation of a GenBank genome assembly.
CGGGUGUGCGUGUGCGUGUGCGUGCUCUCAUGUGUGCUUGGUUGCCUGCUUGUAUGUGUCAAGCCUCCUAGGGCCCGAGGUGUGUGCUUGAGGACCACUUGUCGGUGUCUGGCUGAGAAUUUCUGGCAGAAAGAUGGGAGAGGUCCGACGGAAACCAGGCAGCUCAGUGGUUGAAGUACUUCAGAAAGGAGACAUUUUUUUCUUUUAUAAGCCUAAGGUUGACACGGAUGAUCCACAUGAUCUCAGUCAAGUACAGAGGUUCUAUAUCCUGCUACGACCCCACAGGGAGAAUGAGGGGGUGGAGGAGGGGAAGGAUUCAAUAAGAGGUGAUGAUGACCAUAGCAAGCAAAGCAACAGCAAAGAAAACAGCGAGAGCAAUCAGCCAGGUCCUGAGGAGGAUCAUAACGAGAAUAUGGGCAGGAUGAGAGUGAAGAAAGAGGAGGAGGGGGAGGCGACGCCUAUGGUAUCUGCAAGCUCGACAGACGAGGACGGCCGCGGUAAGCAGACAAAAGUUGGGAGAAACGCAGAGCGAAAGAAACGAGGGAACUAUGCCCGGCAUGUGACAGGCAACAAGAAUGGAGUCAAGAAAGAGGAGUGGGGUACAGAGCCUCUUGCAGGUGGAAGCUUUGCCGAAGAGGAAAGCGAACGUGGUAGAAAGAAGAAGAUGAAGUCGGAGAAAGAGGGAAACAACGGUGAUGAAAGGGUCAUGCAAACGAGAAGGACAAUAAAAAAGUGUGUGCAGGGGGAGGAGGAGGAGGGGGUGCCAGUGGCUGCUGGAAGCUUUGCAGACGUCGAGGAAAGCCGACGUGCGAGAAGGAAGAUGAAGUCGCAGAAAGAGGGACACGGUGAUGAAAAAAGGGUUGACCACAACAAAAGGACGAUAAAGAGAGAGAAGAGAGAGGAGAUGGAGCCAGUCACAGUAGCAGCUGGAAGCUUUGCAGAAUGGAAGUGUCAAAUCCAGGAGGGCCAAGAUGCGGGUAGAAACGUUGAGAGAGAGGAGGAGGAGGAGGUGGAGCUGCCAUGGCACGUGGCUGGAAGAUCGACAGAGACAGGGAAAGAAGGAAAGCUGGAGGAGGAGCGAAUCUCGGAUGAGAUGACGGAAACGAAGGUAAAGAAAAGCAAGGAGGAAUUUGAGGAAGAUGAUGUUGCACCAGUUGCAGCGGGAAGCUUCGAAGACGAUGAGAUGCUGAGGAGGAGGCAAGGAAAUGUGUCCUCCGCGCAGACUAGUAAGGAUUCAGAUCAGGUUAAAGAGUCGAGAGAGAGAGAGGGUGUAAACCUUGAGGGCGAUGAGGAGCAGCAGAAGGCGCCAUCUGAAGCCAAGAAGCAGGAGGCGGAGGAGGGGGUGCCAGUGAAAAAAGAGGACUCAGAGAAGAGGACAAAAAAGAAGGUCGUGAAAAAGGACUUUGAGGAGGAUAUUGCGCCAGUUGCCGCAGGAAGCGUCGGAGAUCAAGAGACGCUGAAGAGCGAGCAAGGAAAUGUGUGGAGGUCCACACCGUCGAGAGAGAGAGAGGGUGCCAAGUCUGCGGGUAACGAUGAACGAUGGGAAAAGUUGUCAUCCAAACCCCAAGGUUCCUCCUUUGACCGCAGCGGAGUCAAAGGUCAACUAUCUCACCGGUCUGGUGGAGGAGUGGAGGACUCCGUCAAGCAUGAGGAGGAGAAGUCUCACGAUGAAACUAAAAGACCUGUAGCUGCUAAACAUGAGGCUUCCAACGACUCUGCAAAGGAACGAGGAAAGGGUACGGUUAGUACAUCAUGCAACCUGUUAGUGAUUGGGCGAAAGAGUCUCCCGAAUCCAGGCGAAACGAAGCGCGAGCGCCCGUACUGGGGCUUCGUAGAGGCCGCGGGAAAAGAAGCUGAGGAGAUGAAGGAAGCACUAGGUGGGUCGACGUACUCGACACGUACACGUGGCCAACGAUACCAGCCGGAGGGAAGAGCAGUGGGAGAAGGAGUGUACGCGCUGAUCCGCCACCAUUCCAGAUCGACGACGCACACACACCUUAUCUAUGCGUUGGAGUUUCCGAAAGGCGAGCUUGGCCCUCCGCAGCAAGCCUUUCACAUCAAGCGCCAGGCGAGUUACAUUAUACAGAUCAAGAACCCCGAGGUACCAGCGCCGGUUGGAGCUGGAGGUGGUUUUAGGAGCGGCCGGAAAGCGCAGUAUCCGCGUCAUUUGCAGGAAACGUUUGGAAGUCGGCGGUUUAUACCUUUGGAAACUCCGGAGUUCCUUGAACAUGAGGGUUGCGAGUUCAUUCUUAUCCCAGCCUCCGACAACUUGGAGCAGGAGUUAGGUGUCGAAAUGGAGACAAGCCAGUGCGAUGCCGCCAAUCCGCAGUGUGCGGACCUUUUCUCCGUGCUUGGUAUGGAACAAUCGGCGGACAAAGUAACUGUUGUGAAACCAAUGCUAAAGGGAGAAUGGGCUUAGUCGCUUGAGACUUUGGGACCGGUCCCGCUGAUGCCACAUUUGUCCUGAGCUAGCAUGAACCUGGCUUAGCUCUAUGUUCUGAUUCA